This is a messenger RNA of Vicia villosa (hairy vetch), 582 nucleotides long. RefSeq lists its product as uncharacterized. Lineage: Eukaryota; Viridiplantae; Streptophyta; Magnoliopsida; Fabales; Fabaceae. The transcript has 3 exons. The coding region runs from base 1 to 582 and encodes 193 amino acids. The record is from RefSeq and is a predicted model, not a curated record.
AUGGCACCUUUUGAAGCAUUGUACGGUCGGAGGUAUAGGACUCCGCUAUGUUGGCACGAAUCUGGCGAAGGCGUAGUACUUGGACCGGAAAUUGUACGAGAAACUACAGAGAAGGUAAAGUUAAUCCGGGAAAACAUGAAAGCUUCGCAGAGUAGACAUAAGAGUUAUCAUGAUAAGCGAAGUAAGGAGUUGGAAUUCGAAGCAGGUGACCAUGCGUUUCUAAGAGUCACGCCUGUGACCGGUGUUGGUCGUGCCAUUUCAGAGAGAGUUGGCACUGUUGCUUAUAGAGUGGCGUUGCCGCCUAACCUUUCAAAUCUGCACGAUGUGUUUCAUGUGUCACAACUUCAGAAGUAUGUCCCAGAUCCAUCUCACGUGAUUCAUAUGGAUGAUGUACAAGUGAGAGAGAAUCUUACUGUAGAGACGAUGCCGAUUCGGAUCACGGAUCGUGAGAUAAAGUCCUUUAGAGGUAAGGAUAUACCGUUGGUGAAAGUAGUUUGGACGGGGACUACCGGAGAAAGCAUGGCGUGGGAAAUGGAGAGCAAGAUGCGGGACUCCUACCCCGAGUUGUUUGAACGAGGGUGA